UUGCACGCGCGCGCGCUUCGCAUCGCUACGUUAAACUGGCGCCUUCUGGCUGAACGCCGCAUUUAUGGUGGUUGUUUGAGUUUUUUUCGUUGUCGUGUGCGUUAAACGGAACGAUGGCGAACAUCAAUCUGGACAAGGACGCGUUCCAUCGCCGCCUCAAGAAACUGUACACGGCGUGGCAGAAGAGCGAAGGCGAGAAUGGUUUCUCGAAGAUGGACGCAUUGGUUACGGCCGUUGGUAAAGACGAGGAGAUCGUGUACAGCAAAUCGGGCGCACUCCAAACGUGGCUGCUCGGCUACGAGCUGACCGACACCAUCAUGGUGCUCACCGAGAACAAGGCGUACUUCUUGGCCAGCAAGAAGAAGAUCGAUUUUCUGCGGCAGGCCGAAAGCAAGGAUGAAAACAACAUACAGUUCUCGCUGUUGAUACGCGACAAAGACAGUGACGAGGCUAAUUUUAAGAUACUGGUGAACGCCAUCAAGGACAGCAAAAAGGGCAAAACCAUAGGGGUGUUUCCCAAGGACAACUAUCCUGGGGCGCUGAUGGAGUCGUGGCGGGCCAUGCUCAAGAAGGAGGACUUCCAGAGCGUGGACAUAAGCGCGGCCGCCGCCCUCUUAAUGUCUCCCAAGGAGGAGAACGAAAUUAUCACCAUUAAAAAGGCAUGUCUGGUGUCUGUCGAUGUUUUCACCAAGUAUCUCAAGGACCAAAUCAUGGAAAUCAUCGACUCGGACAAAAAGGUGAAACACAACAAGUUGGCUGAGGGUGUGGAAUCAGCCAUACAGGACAAGAAGUAUGUGUCAGGUGUAGAUGUUAAUCAGGUAGAUAUGUGUUAUCCAGCUAUUAUACAGUCCGGGGGUAACUACAAUUUAAAAUUUAGUGCAGUUAGUGACAAAAACACGUUGCACUUCGGCGCCAUCAUUUGUUCUUUGGGCGCCAGAUACAAAUCUUACUGUUCCAACAUUGUUCGAACACUCUUGGUGAAUCCCACAGACGAGAUGCAAGCAAACUACAAUUUCUUGGUCCAAUUAGAGGAGGAGGUGCUGAAGAAACUGCAACAGGGAAACAAAAUCUCAGAUGUCUACGACGCCGGCUACAACUAUGUCAAGAAGGAAAAGCCUGCACUGUUGGACCACUUAACCAAAAACUUCGGCUUCGCCAUGGGCAUAGAAUUCAAGGAGAGCUCCUUGAUGAUAACGUCUAAAACCACGGUCGUAUUAAAGAAAGGCAUGAUCUUCAACGUGAAUAUUGGCUUCAGUAAUCUUAAGAACAAAGAGGCGUCCGAAAAGGAGGCCGAAACUUACGCCCUAUUUAUUGGCGACACAGUCAUGGUAAACGACGGCCAACCCGCCACCGUGUUGACAGUCUCCAAAAAGAAGAUGAAGAACAUUGGUAUCUUCCUCAAGGACGACACCGAUGAUGAAGACGCCGACGACGAAAAGGAGAACGCCCCCAAACAAUCGGAAAUUUUAGGCCGAGGCAAGCGGACGGCCGUCCUCGAGUCGAAGCUCAGAACUGAGCACACGUCCGAGGAAAAGCGAAAGGAACAUCAGAAAGAACUGGCCGCAGCACUUAACGAGAAGGCCAAGGAACGGUUGGCGAAACAGUCAGGGGCGAAAGACGUGGAGAAGGUGCGCAAGAACACCGUCUCGUACAAAAACGUCAACCACAUGCCGAGAGUGCCCGAAGUGAAGGAGCUGAAGCUGUACGUGGACCAGAAAUAUGAAACAGUAAUUUUGCCCAUUUACGGCAUCGCUGUACCCUUCCACAUCAGCACCAUCAAGAACAUUUCACAGAGUGUGGAAGGAGACUACACUUAUUUGAGGAUCAACUUUUUCCAUCCCGGUUCAACCAUGGGUAAAAACGACGGUGUGUACCAGCAACCAGAGGCCACCUUUGUGAAAGAGGUGACCUACAGAAGCACCAACACCAAAGAGCCAGGUGAAAUUUCACCGCCCUCCUCGAACUUGAAUACGGCCUUCAGGCUGAUCAAAGAGGUGCAGCGCAAGUUCAAGACUCGCGAGGCCGAGGAGAAGGAAAAGGAGGAUCUGGUGAAGCAGGACACGCUCAUCCUGUCCCAGAACAAGGGUAAUCCUAAGCUGAAAGAUCUCUAUAUCCGUCCGAACAUAGUGACGAAGAGAAUGACCGGCUCACUGGAGGCCCACAACAACGGCUUCCGGUACACGUCGGUGCGAGGCGACAAGGUGGACAUACUGUACAACAACAUCAAGAACGCCUUCUUCCAACCGUGCGACGGCGAGAUGAUCAUCCUCCUUCAUUUCCACCUCAAACACGCCAUUAUGUUCGGCAAGAAGAAGCACGUGGACGUGCAGUUCUAUACCGAAGUGGGAGAGAUCACUACUGAUUUGGGGAAGCACCAGCACAUGCACGACAGGGAUGACCUGGCAGCGGAACAGUCUGAACGUGAAUUGCGUCACAAACUCAAGACGGCGUUCAAGAGUUUCUGCGAGAAGGUGGAGUCGAUGACCAAGCAGGAGAUCGAGUUCGACACGCCGUUCAGGGAGCUGGGAUUCCCCGGCGCACCCUUCAGGUCGACCGUGCUCCUACAGCCCACGUCUGGCUGUUUGGUUAACCUUACCGAGUGGCCGCCCAUGGUUAUCACCUUGGAGGACGUGGAGCUGGUGCACUUUGAGAGAGUGCAGUUCCACCUCAAGAAUUUCGACAUGGUGUUCGUGUUCAAGGAUUAUCACAGGAAGACCGCCAUGGUCAACGCCAUUCCCAUGAACAUGCUGGACCACGUCAAGGAGUGGCUCAACUCCUGUGACAUUCGGUAUUCCGAAGGUGUACAGUCGUUGAACUGGGUGAAGAUCAUGAAGACCAUCACGGACGACCCGGAUGGCUUCUUCGACAGUGGAGGGUGGACUUUCCUGGACCCGGAGUCCGACGAGGAGCAGGCUCAGGAGGAGGAAACGGAGGACGAGGACGAAAACUACGAUCCCACCGACCUCGAGUCGUUCUCGGAGGAGAGCGAGGAGGACUCCGAGUAUUCCGAGGGCGAUACGGAGGACGACGACGACGACGCCAGCGAAGACUUGGGCUCGGACGAGGAGUCGGGCAAAGACUGGUCGGACUUGGAGCGUGAGGCCGAAGAAGAAGACAAAAACAAAGACAGGGAUAAAUUCGAUGAUAGCAGCUUCGACAGAAAGCGCAGCAGAAAAACAGCCAAAUCCAGCUCGUCCAAAGACAAGCAUAAGAGCAGCCAUUCCUCCAGCAAGCACCACUCGUCGAGCAGUUCCAAACACAACAGCAGCAAGGACAAGAGCAGAGACAGGCACAACUCGUCGGGACACAAGUCGAGCCAUUCGAAAUCUAGUUCGCACAAGUCGCCCCAUAAGUCGUCGCCCCACAAGUCCAGUCCCAGCAAGUCGUCCUCCUCGCAUCACAGAAGUUCGCACUCGUCGAACGACAAGAAGCGCAGCCGGGACGACAGCGGCGACAGGAAAUCAAAGAAGUCCAGGAAAUGAAUCUUUUUUAGUUCUUGUUUAUUUAGUUAUUUAAGGAUUUGUUUUAACUUUAUUUAAAUAAUUAAUUUAGUCUGUAGUGUUUUUUGAUAAUUGCUGUACAGUGAGUUAACAAUUUGAUAUCCAUAUUUUUUAUUAAAUAAAGUAUUAUACAACUGAAAUUGUUGCUCGUUCAGGCAAAAGAAUUGCUGUUUAUUGGUAUAAUACUAUGAAUAAAUGUUGCGUUGUUUCUGUAA
Molecule: messenger RNA, 3715 nt
Organism: Aethina tumida (small hive beetle)
Lineage: Eukaryota; Metazoa; Arthropoda; Insecta; Coleoptera; Nitidulidae
Gene: dre4
Product: FACT complex subunit spt16
Exons: 3
Coding region: 114-3482 (1122 amino acids)
Biological process (GO): transcription elongation by RNA polymerase II; positive regulation of transcription elongation by RNA polymerase II
Cellular component (GO): FACT complex
Molecular function (GO): nucleosome binding
Source: RefSeq, a predicted model, not a curated record